Tinamus guttatus (white-throated tinamou) is the source of this 1071-nucleotide messenger RNA. RefSeq names its product acyl-coenzyme A thioesterase 1-like. The record is from RefSeq and is a predicted model, not a curated record. Lineage: Eukaryota; Metazoa; Chordata; Aves; Tinamiformes; Tinamidae. Gene Ontology annotation, molecular function: fatty acyl-CoA hydrolase activity. Gene Ontology annotation, biological process: fatty acid metabolic process; acyl-CoA metabolic process.
AUGGCCCUGCUGUUGAUGCCACCCGCGCUGCCGGGCGCCAGCUUCUGCGGCCUCGAGCCCAUGGGGCUGCUCUGGGCCCUGCAGCCGCAGAAGCCCUUCUGGUGCAUGGUGAAGCGGGACGUGCAGACCCCGCUGCGCCUGCUGGUCGAGGUGUUUGAGGGCCAUGGGCAACCACUGGGGCAGCUCCUGGCCGAGGCCCAGCACGAGCGGAUAUUCUUGCAGGAUGGAGUGCAGCGAGUUCCAGUGCGUGAGGGGAGGAUCCGCGCGACGCUUUUCCUGCCUCCUGGAGAAGCACCCUUUCCAGGAAUCAUCGACAUACAUGGACUUGAAGGAGGUCUUUUUGAACACAGAGCCAGCCUGCUGGCCAGCCAUGGCUUUGCCACAUUGGCCCUGGCAUAUUACCACUAUGAGGAUCUGCCCCAGAAUCCAACUGAACUCCAUCUGGAAUAUUUUGAAGAAGCUGUGAACUACAUGUUGCAGCAUCCACAGGUGAAGAAACCAAGGCUUGGCUUGCUCGGCUACUCCAAAGGAGGAGAACUGUGUCUCGCCAUGGCUGCUUUCCUGAAGAAUAUCACAGCCGUUGCUUCCAUCAAUAGUCCAGUGGUUGUUACAGCUAUUCCUCUCUGUUACAAGGAUAAAAUCAUCCCCCCCAUGCCCAUUCAUGAAGAGCGUGUCACAGUCAAUCAAUCUAAUGUUUUUGAUUGCUCUGAUGUCUUUGAUGACCCCUUCCAAGUCCCUGGCCACCAAAGCCUGAUUCCAGUGGAGAACAUUGAGGCAAAUUUACUGUUCAUCACUGGACAAGAUGAUAAUUUGAUUAAGAGUGAACAUUUUGCUAUUGAAACCUGCAAACGCUUGCAGGCUCAAGGGAAGAAUAAUUUUCAGAUUCUCUCCUACCCUGGCACAGGACAUUACUUUGACCCUCCAUUUUUCCCUUUAAAUGCUAUAGGAAGACACCCCGUUCUUCUCAAGCGGACAAUCCUGGGUGGGGAGCUCAAGGCCUUUUCUAAAGCACAGGUUCAAGCUUGGCCAAAAAUACAGGCUUUUUUCAACAAAUAUUUAAAUGAAAAGUAA